This is a messenger RNA of Carassius auratus (goldfish), 1792 nucleotides long. Its product is annotated as argininosuccinate lyase-like. Gene Ontology annotation, cellular component: cytosol. Gene Ontology annotation, molecular function: argininosuccinate lyase activity. Lineage: Eukaryota; Metazoa; Chordata; Actinopteri; Cypriniformes; Cyprinidae. Bases 211 to 1608 code for a protein of 465 amino acids. The record is from RefSeq and is a predicted model, not a curated record. The transcript has 16 exons.
UUUUGCGUUCCCAAAACAAGCGAGGAAGAAAAUCAUGUCACAAUCAACUGGAUGUGCAGCUUUUAUGAGUAAUUCACUCUCAUGAAUCGGUGAAAGCACACGGCACUGAAUCGGUCCUUUAAAUACCCGACAUCUCCCGUUUCAGUUUUAUUCAUAAGCUUUAGUUUUCGGUUUGUUCGUUGCACAUAAAGACUACUUGAGACUGUUACAAUGUCAAGUUCAGAGGGAAAUAAACUAUGGGGUGGUCGCUUUGUGGGAAACGCCGACCCUAUAUUGGAACAGUUCAACGCGUCAAUUUCGUUCGACAAGCGCUUGUGGGAAGCUGAUAUUAAAGGGAGUAAAGCAUAUGUCAAAGCUUUACAGAAAGCAGGUCUGGUCACGCAAAACGAGAUGGAACAGAUUCUUACAGGACUUGACAAGGUCUUUGAUGAAUGGUCCAAGGGCGAGUUCAAGAUCAAACCAGGAGACGAGGAUAUCCACACGGCCAAUGAACGCAGGCUGAAGGAACUUAUUGGUGAUCCGGCUGGAAAGCUUCACACAGGCAGGAGCAGAAAUGAUCAGGUUGCAACAGAUACACGGCUCUGGCUACGGGACGCUAUAACCACUCUGAAAGAACUAGCUUUGCAGCUCAUCAGCACAAUGGUGGAAAGAGCUGCAGUAGAGAUUGAAAUCCUGUGCCCUGGAUACACUCACAUGCAGAGGGCCCAGCCAAUCAGAUGGAGUCACUGGAUUCUCAGUCAUGCAGUGGCACUAAGCCGAGAUGUUGAACGACUGGAGGACAUCAGGAAACGUGUUAAUGUGAUGCCCCUAGGAAGCGGAGCCAUUGCUGGGAAUCCCUUCAACAUUGAUAGAGAACUUCUACGUCAAGAACUAAACUUUGAUAGAAUCAGCAUUAACAGCAUGGAUGCUACUGGACAGAGGGAUUUUAUUGCUGAAUUUCUCUUCUGGGGAUCAAUGUGUCUCACACACCUUAGCAAGAUGGCAGAGGAUCUGAUUUUAUACAGUACAAAGGAGUUCUCCUUCAUCACUCUGACUGAUGCAUACAGCACUGGGAGUAGUUUAAUGCCUCAGAAGAAGAACGCAGACAGCCUGGAGCUCAUCCGCAGCAAAGCAGGACGAGUGUUUGGCAGAUGUGCAGGGUUUCUGAUGACUCUCAAGGGCUUACCCAGCACAUACAACAAAGACCUACAGGAGGAUAAGGAGGCCAUGUUUGACACAUACGAUACAGUACACGCUGUGCUGCUGGUGGCAACAGGUGUCAUUUCAACUCUAAAGGUCAACCAACUAGCGAUGGAAAGGGCCCUCAGCCCAGAUAUGCUGGCCACUGAUCUUGCCUACCAUCUGGUCAGAAAGGGAAUGCCUUUCAGAGAGGCCCACAGUUGUGCUGGGAAAGCCGUUUAUAUCGCUGAAUCUAAGAACAUCCAUCUGUCCAAACUCACUGUAGAGGACCUUCAAACUGUCAGCCCUUUGUUUGACAAGGAUGUUUCUUCAGUGUGGGACUACAUCAAAAGUGUUGAACAGUACAGUGCCCCCGGUGGCACGGCCAGGAGCAGCGUCUCGGCUCAAAUUGAGCACUUUAGAACCUGGUUACAAUCACAAAAACAAUAACCAUAAUCUCAUUUCUACAAAGAUCAGCAGUAGGUGUGCUUUCAUAGAUGAAUUUGGCAUUUUAUGCCUGCAUGUUACAUAUAAGUAAACUACAAUUGGUUGCAAAAUGUGAAUCUUUAUAUGACAAAUGAUAUGUACAAUGAAAUAUAGUUCCAGCUAAAUAAAGAAUUUAUGUUGGCACUUC